This is a messenger RNA of Suillus fuscotomentosus, 783 nucleotides long. RefSeq lists its product as uncharacterized. NCBI's taxonomy places the organism in Eukaryota, Fungi, Basidiomycota, Agaricomycetes, Boletales, Suillaceae. The transcript is spliced from 2 exons. The coding region runs from base 1 to 783 and encodes 260 amino acids. The record is from RefSeq and is a predicted model, not a curated record.
AUGAAGCAAGUUGGUGAUGACGCACCAUUUACAGGUGUAAUACUUCCACACGAGACUUUGCUCGUGAACUUCGACCCUCGCCGCGGUCCUUGCUGUGCUGUGGAGAAUUUCACUAUUGAAAUCUUGGGAAAGCCCAAGUCUGCGUGGAAUAUCUCUGCUACUAAAGUAUUCGCGCGUGAUUUUGUCGCCCACCAUCCCAAUUACCAAUAUGAUGCUGUUAAAAAAGCAUUUUCCACACAUUUGAGAUCCUUAAAGCGCGCUUAUAAGCAGGCAGGACUCGAUGAGGCGGCUUCGAAGGCGCGUCAAAAAGAGGAUCGGAGAAAGGAACGCAAACGUUCAGUAUGUAUUCAUGACAUGACAUUCGAGCGUUUGGACGUUGCUCGUUCAGUUUCGGACCUGCGAUCUCACGUCUCGAUGCUUACAAGAUUUGGUCCUGAUGGUAUGAGUAGCGACGAGACGGCGAACGAGAACGAUAUCCCUCAAUACCGCAUACUCGGAAGGCACUGGCGCAGUCUGGAAGUUACAGCUUGGCUUCGUAUAUUCGAUGCGAUCUACCGUCACAAUCGAUAUGGCCCUGCGGGGACUGGUUCACGGGGCAACAACGCUCGAGUGCGAUUUGAGUCCAUGUCUAUGGGUCACCCGCAAAGGGCAGUCUGUCGACUUCCUCGUAAUGCUUACCGUGUUGAGUGGUAUGAUGGUCUUGAUGAAUACGACCGGGAAGAACUUGACAGGUGUGAGGAUGAGGUUUACGCCUUCACGCACGUUCCUAACAUUCAACUGUAA